Molecule: messenger RNA, 5434 nt
Organism: Cotesia glomerata
Lineage: Eukaryota; Metazoa; Arthropoda; Insecta; Hymenoptera; Braconidae
Product: mucin-5AC-like
Exons: 3
Coding region: 244-5001 (1585 amino acids)
Source: RefSeq, a predicted model, not a curated record
AUCUGGUGGCAAAAUACUAAACUAAAUGUAAUCCGAAUUUAAAAAAAAAUGCGCGCGCACAAAAAAUUAAAAUAAUUGUUGGUAGCAAUGAUAGUAGCGCGGUUGACCACGUUGGUAUUAGUAAAUUAUAAUUUCACCUCCAUGUUCAUGCAUCAGAAAUAAGUGUGGUGGUACAUGAGAAAUUUAAUGGUUAAGUGAGUGUGCUCUUUUAAAAAAAUGGAGAGGUUAUUUUUUUGAAAUAAUAUGUGGGAACUAACUAAUCAAGACAUUGUAAUAAUAUUAAGUGUGUUAAGUGGGUGUUUGAUAUUUUACAAUUUAUGGGGUUAUUUUAUCGGUAAAAUAUUAAUAACUAUUGCCAUAAUAUAUAGUUGUAUAUACAUUUUGAUUAACGAAAAUUAUAACACGCUUCUAACUAAAAUAAACGACAGUAUAAUAAAAGCCGGGGAAAAUAUUCCGGAUUUAUUUUCACUAUUUUAUCAUCAGUUAUUAUCAUAUCUCCACCAAUUCGUUGGUUUUGUUAAAAAAUUUUACCAAAAACAUUUUUCCAAAAUGGAACGACGUGGAAGAAACUCGUAUCAACUCAGCAGUGAGUCAUCAAUUAGCAUGUCAAAUAAUUCACAAUUGGGCCUGAUGAGUGCAGUCAGUCCCAUUGCCAAAAAUUCACGGCGUUCGAUUGUCUCAGGGUCCGAGAACUCUGUGGCAAAGCGUUUGUCACCAUCUUCAUCUUUUGGCGGCAACAAGCACUGGGAGAACUCAAGCUAUCAUUUAAACGGUGACAUAAACGGUUCAAUGCAGCAUUCGUGGAAAAAGUCACCCUCUAAGUACAGUAAUAAUGAUGCUCAGGACGAUUCUCUGUCAGUAAGACGAGAGGAAAUAUUAUUUAGAUCUCAUAGUACCCCCUGGAACGCUGGCUUAGGUGGUAAAAAUAGUUCUGGAAUUAAAACUGUACAAACCGUAGCAGGACCAUUGUUAUCAUCAUCAAGGUAUAACAUUGAUUCCAAGGCGUACAGUACAUUAUCUCCAGGAAGAUUAACAAAAUACGCAAGCGACGCUGACACAAAGUUACUUUAUCAAUCUCAAUACUCAACCGGGCAGUUUCCAAAAGUAAAUUUAUACUGUUCACCAACUCCAACUUUAAACGCUAAAACAGUAAAAGCCAGGUCACCAGUCACCGUGAGAAUAGCGCCACCAGAAACAAUAAAGUAUUCUCCACCAGAAAAGCAAAAAAUGCUUGCCAAUAUCUACCGUUUGGAGAAAAAAUCUCCCCAAAGUGUAGUCCAAGUCUUGAAGGAGAUUUCAUUAAAAAGGCACGCGUCGAUGGAUGACAUCUCUUUGGAAUUAGUUAAGAAGCAGCGGACUGAGAGCCACCGCGAGGAGUACGAGGGCUUUGAUGAAGGUACGCAGAAGCGGACUCGAGAAGACUUGUCCAAGUCUGAGGAUGACAUUUCUAUUGAGAACACAUCUUUAAGGCCGGUCAAGAGGACCAAAGUUCCCUCUUGCUACGAUAUUAUGAGCUCCCUGAGCUCGAGCACUAACGUCCUAACAGGCAGCUCAGGCGUCAAAAGGAAGGCUGACUUAUCGCGCAGUGGAACUCCAGAGGUCGGAAAACACUUCAAGUCCUUUGACAGCGACCGAAGAAGCAACUCAGUAUCUCCUCGGGCCAUCAUUAAUAAGUCUUCUUCUCCAUCAGCCCUAAGCAGGUCGAGCUCUGCUGAGUUUUUAGACGCCUGUGAUGACGACAAUAAAAAACAGACCGCUGAUUCGCCGAAACAAACUUCUCAGCAAAGUCCUAUUAGUAGUAAUAGCAAAGUUAAUUUAAUGAAUAAUAAUAAAUUAAUAACCCGAAAUUCACCGCAGCUGACUCAGUUAAAAGACAAACUGUUCAUGAGAGCAGAGCCGCAGAAUAUUGAUAAAAUAAAGACACUUAUCGAAGAGCAUGAUGUCACGGGAAAAUUCGGAGGUGAUGAUGCCGAUGAAAUAAAGCAGUGUGAUAUUUUAACAAUGAGACAAACUAGCAUGAAAGCUAGACUAAAGAGUAUGUUCGAUGCGAUCUCCGGAAAAGCCUCAAGUGAAAUCGAUCCUAGUGUUGUUAUCCAGGCGGAUGAAGUCAACGAUCGACCUGCUACAUCUGCACCAAUAUCUACGUCCGUGGCUCCAGCGACACAAUCCCAACCAGUACUUACGUCUCUAAACUCCUCAACUUCAACGACAAACGUCAACACUUCACCCAUCGCAACUUCCGCGAUAAAACCUAUUAUUGGUAAAUCUAAAGACAGCAACACUCCAGUUAAACGUGUUACUUUUAAUUUAUCCGGAGAAACAACUCCUACUAGCAGCACGACGCUGGUCAGUUCAUCAGUAGCUCCAAGUUUGCAAAAGUCUGAAGAGGCUCCAAAUAAACCUUCAUUUUUCCAGCAGAAGUCGUCAGUAUCAACUUCAACUUUUACUGCAGCUUCUGUCACUUCAACUGCUUCUAAUUCCGUGAGUCCAGCUACGACAGCUUCAGGAUUUUCACUGACUCAAGCUCCAGCUUCUAUUACAGCUUCUACUACAGUGCAACCACUAACUCAGAAAACCGAGUCAAUAAUAUCCAGCAGCUUCAACUUACAAAAACAAGUACAAAAACCAGCCAGUACUUCUUCAACAAGUCUACCUUCUUCUUCUUCUUCUUCUUCUUCUUCUUCUGCGACUGGAUUUUCAUUUGGUAAGCCUGCAACAACUGCAACAACUGCCUCAACACCGUCUGAGAAUCCAACGAGUCAAGCACCACCUGUGACCACCUCAUCAAGCACCUUUACAAGCAAUCAGCCUCCUGCUACAACCUCAGGAUUUUCAUUCGGGUCAAAUCCACCGACUACAACCACUAGAUUUUCAUUUGGCAGCACUCCAGCAUCUUCUGCUCCGCAAACAGUCGCUCCAAGCCCGGCUUUCAGUGCUAAAUCUCCAGUAACAACUUCAGCUUCAUUAUUUUCCUUUACACCAACAGUAAGCACAAGUGCAAGUGCAAGCACAAGUACUUCCAACCCAGUUUCUGCUCCAUCAACUACUACAACUGCUGCAUCAACACCAGGAUCAAGCUCCGGGUUCAAUUUAAGCGCAGCCAAGCCAACAUUCUUAUUCGGUAACACGAGCAGUCCCCAAGUGACUGCUUCUACGCCUCUAAGCUUCGGGAGUCAAUCCGUCCCGGUGUUUGGAAGCGCCGCGGCUACAAGUACUCAGUCGACCCCUUCGUUUUCUACUCCAACAUCACAAACUGCAGCUACUUCAGUUCCAGCUGUGUUGUUUGGAGCAAACACCAGUACUCAGUCAUCCUUCUCCAGCCCGGCGAGUGCUAUAACUAGUACAAAGCCGAGUAUUUUGUCAUUUGGAGUCCCCAAGACUACAGAAGUCCCGAGUUUUGGGAGCAAUACACCCACAACUACUUCGAGUAUGUUCAACGGUGCUAACCAAACUACUACGUCGUCUUUAAUGUUCGGAGGAAGUAAUUCUACUAAUACCGCAAAUGCUAGUUCUAGUACUAAUACUAGUACUGGAAAUAAUUUAUUUGGACAAACUAAAUUACCUUCAUUUGGAUCGCAGUCAAACCUAACUUUCGGAGCUACUAAUUCAAAUCCUACAUUUGGUAAUAAUAAUACGAUGACAUUUGGAUCUCAAACUACAACAACUGCCAGCUUUGGUAGCACAACUCCAACUGCUACUAAAGCACCAACAUUUGGAUCUUCAACCGUGGCAAGUUCUGCGUUUGGAAGUACCUCAACUUCAUCAGCUGGAUUUUCCGGUUUUGGAGGGGCUAAUACAUCAUUUACACAAAAUAAAACUCCUCUCUUGCCGAAUACAUCAGCAGUAUUUGGCAGUUCAUCAUCAACAAGUUCUCCAUUUGGAGCACCAGCACCAGCUACCACAGCACCGCCAGCAUUUGGAGCUACGGCGACCGCGACUUCAGCAUUUGGUUCUACAUCAUCGAUGUUCGGAGCUGCGCCUGCAACAACUGCAACAACUGCUCCCCCUGCGUUUGGAGCAUCAUCAACACCAGCUUUUGGCUCUUCCGCGGCUUCUCCAGCGUUUGGAUCCACACCAACGACGUCACCUCCAGCAUUUGGGUCCAUACCAACGACGUCACCUCCAGCAUUUGGGUCCAUACCAACGACGUCACCUCCAGCGUUUGGUUCAAUACCGACAACAACACCUCCAACAUUCGGGUCAGUACCAACGACAGCGCCUCCAGCGUUCGGGUCAGUACCAACGACAGCGCCUCCAGCGUUCGGGUCAGUACCAACGACAGCGCCUCCAGCGUUCGGGUCAGUACCAACAACAGCGCCUCCAGCGUUUGGAGCUUCAACAGCGACCUCGUCAUUCGGUUCAUCAUCAACUCCAGCUUUUGGAGCAGCUUCAGCUAAACCAGCGUUUGGUGGAUCCGCUCCUCCGGCUUUUGGAGCGACUUCUACGUCCACAACUCCAUCCUUUGGAGCUUCUUCGGCGCCUACACCUUCUUUUGGCUCGUCAUCAGCAGCAGCAGCGCCUCCGGCUUUUGGCGCUUCAAACACUUUUGGCUCCUCGACACCUGCGUUUGGCUCUACUAACACCAGCUUCAGCGGGUUCGGAUCCAGUUCUACUCCCGCUCCUUUUGGCUCUGCAGUCCCGAGCUUUGGCUCUGCUGCUACUAGCAACAAUAGUAAUAGUAAUAAUAGUAAUAAUAAUAAUUCUGGUAAUAAUGCUGGUACCGGUUCAUUCAAUUUUGGAAGUACCAACCCUCCGGCGCAAAAUCCAGUGUACAGUUUCGGUGGAUCCGGAACUGGUAGCAGCAGCGCAGGAAGCGCGUCAACUCCGUUUCAAUUUGGAAACGCUGGCGCAUCAGCAGGUACCGGUGGAUUUAAUUUCAACGGCGCCGGGUCUUUUAACGCCGGAAGCAGCGCUGCAGGAGGCGGUGGAAUGUUCAGCAUCGGAUCCGGAUCGACUGCUCCAAGAUCACGUCCAGCUCGCUCAAGAAGACAGCAAAGAUGAUUGAGGAUGUAAAAUUAAUUUUUCUCCUUUAACUUGAGCUUAAAAUUUCUCUUAAUAUUAAUACACAAUCUGUGUAUUGAUUUACAAAAGUCUUAUUUAUCUUAGAUAUUAAUUACCCAAGUAGUUUAUUAAUAAUAAUUACUGUAACAGUUUAUAUAUACUCAUAUAUUAUAUAAGUAUAUAAUUUUGAACUUUUGUAAAUUAACUUGAGUUGAUGGCGAUUUUCUCUGUAAACAUUAUCGUUUAAUAGUUGUACUUUUAGUACGACUAUUAAACAAGUAUACAGUCGUGAUAAUUUUUAAUUUGUUGUUAGUUUAAAAAUAUAUAUAUUUAUAUAUUUAUAUAGUCCGCAAUGGGACAGCUUUUAAAAAGCGAUAAAUUUUUUAUUGUCUCUGUUAGUAUUUAAUUAUUAUCUAUCGUGUAUUUAAAAAAU